Messenger RNA from Colletotrichum chrysophilum, 1962 nucleotides. RefSeq lists its product as uncharacterized. NCBI's taxonomy places the organism in Eukaryota, Fungi, Ascomycota, Sordariomycetes, Glomerellales, Glomerellaceae. Gene Ontology annotation, molecular function: transcription coactivator activity. Gene Ontology annotation, biological process: regulation of transcription by RNA polymerase II. Bases 1 to 1962 code for a protein of 653 amino acids. Gene Ontology annotation, cellular component: SAGA complex. The record is from RefSeq and is a predicted model, not a curated record. The transcript has 2 exons.
AUGCCUCCCGCAGCGAGCCAGAAGGGCACCGGCAAGAAGGCCGGGCCCAAUGCCAUGCGACAGCGCAGCCGCAACACGACCCCGAGCUCCGUCGUUCCAUCUGCCAGCCUGCCCCCUAUCGAAGCCGUCGACACCGACUAUCUCGAAUUACGCGUCGAACAGUUCCGUAAUCUCAACUAUGACGACCUUGUUGACCAGGGCGCGUCCAACGCCGUCAUCCCGGACUCCAAGAGCCUUGAUGGCAUGAUCGCUCGCCUCCAGCGCCUGCAGGAGACCAUAGACAGACGGAGCAAUUUCUGCGACAGAGGAAUGCGCAUAUUGGCGAGCACCCGUAAGCAGUAUAUCAACGACGUCGACGAGGACGCCAAGGAAGGUGUCAAGGCCGAGGGCGAUUCCAAAAAGACGGGCAAGACGAACAAGAAGAAGAGGAAGGCCGCAGAUACCCUGGCACCCCAGGAUGCAGCAGUCGAGCGGUCAUCCCCGCUUCGGGAAUCCACUAAACCACGAAAGCUUUCGCGCGACAACGACUCGGCCAGUUCUUCCCUGUCACCCGUCGCACCCGCCACUCCGUCAGCAAUGGAAGUCGACGACAAAACAAAAGCAGAGGAAAAUGAAGAGGAGGAGAGCUCUGAAGACGAGGGCGCGCCGCCAAAAAAGGCGCAGCCCGCUGCUCACACUUUCGGCGACGAUCCCUCAACCUUCCCCGACCCGACCGUCUACGAAAUUCUCCCAACGAAACCCGGCAUGUCAGCAGACGAGCUGAGGCAGAUUUACUCUGUCGCCGUGUUUCCCCAGAGCGAUCUGGCCGAUCUCAUCGCAGGAGAUCCGCCCGACAAGGAUUUUAGCAGCGCCAAGCCCAGUAACCAGAUCAGCUUUUCGACCUUCUCGACGUACAUGGAACCAUACUUCCGACCAUUCGCCGAAGAGGAUCUAGCAUUUUUGAGGGAGCGCGGCGAUCGCGUGACGCCCUUCCACAUGCCUAAGAGGGGCAAGAAACACUAUACCGAGAUUUGGGCAGAGGAGGAUGGCGCCAUGUCACUCGACAAGCCCCCGAACGCGCGCGAGCAGUUGGCGCCCAACCAGGCCCGUGGUGCCAUUGAUAACAUGGACGACGAGGUGGCGGAAACCGAUAAGCUGUCCGUGGGACCGCUGCUCUCGCGGCUCAUGCAGGCGAUGCGACCCGAAAACCGACCGCAGGCCGAUGAAGAGAAGACAGGCGUCAACGGUAUCACCAACGGGGACACGGCCAUGAAUGGUAGCGUAAAUGGCGACAACGGAGAUGCGCAGCAGAGUUUCAGCGACGAUAAGGCGCCGCCAGUACCCCCAGCAGCCUUCAUGCCGGAAUCGAACUCAGAGGCAUGGAAGAAGGCGUCACAUCCAAAACUAGAAUACACGCAGGUCGAUGAACGAAUCAAGCAAGAGCUGAGGCAUAUUGGCUUCUUGCCGCAGGAAGGAAACUUUGAGGGCGAGUACGACGGCGCAUUCGACGACGAAGUCGCAGCCAGAUUACGACUCCUACAAGGUCGCCUGCGAGAGCAGAUGCUCAUCAAUGGCGCACGCAAAGCCAGACUUACCGAGCUUGUCAAAGAGCGCAUGGCCCACCAGGAGUACCAAACCAUUCUGGAGGAUCUUGAUUCCCAGGUCCAGGCCGCGUAUCUGAAGAGGACGCGUACUAUGGGCAAGAGCAAGAAGAACAAGCGUCCCGGCGGCGCGGGAGGCGGAAGCCAUGCUGUCGGCGGCGCGGCUGGCAUGGCCAGGCCGGGCAUCGGCGAUAUGACCAAGACGCUCAUGGAGCGGCGCAAGCGUUGGAUCGAUACUAUAGGAUCAGUAUUCGAUGACGAGAAUCUGGGCAAGGUUCCGCGCAGCUCAGAGCCCGACUCGUCGAUUUUCAGGGCGGGGAUCAUGGGUGAUUUGAUGAAGAAGGAGAAGGCGCAAUGGGACGAGGAGGUUGAGGAAGAGUAA